Messenger RNA from Alternaria burnsii, 972 nucleotides. RefSeq lists its product as uncharacterized. The transcript has 3 exons. Bases 1 to 972 code for a protein of 323 amino acids. The record is from RefSeq and is a predicted model, not a curated record. Lineage: Eukaryota; Fungi; Ascomycota; Dothideomycetes; Pleosporales; Pleosporaceae.
AUGUCCACCGACCCCAAGACCAAUAUCGAUGAUGUCUCAGGCGCUUCCCUUACAACUGAGGUCACUCAAGCCGACAAGAUCCGCAAUACCAUGGCGUUAGACUUCGUCACUGGUCCUAUCGAUGCUCCUGAUGGCACUUCCAAGCUUGUACCUGCGCCGCCUUCUACACCACCUGCACAGUCAACAGAAGAAGAGACUUCGUCGCCCAUCGUGGAUACUCCCGACACCGUCGUGACCGCACCUAGGGAAGAGCCUGAAGCUUCUGGUGACGAAAACCUGGAUGAUGGCGAGGAUGUACCCGACGAUCAGCGCGAGUUCACCUGUAUGAAUGACGAGCACACGCGCUGCAUGACCGGCCAGUACACCAAGGACCUAUCGCGCAAGGUCAUCUCCGAUCACUUCGGCCGCAACAAAGCAUGCACCCGCGACGUCACCGACUGGCCCCUCUUCUGUCGCAAGCACUACCAGCGUGCGACUUACAACAAAAAGAAGUGGCAGAUCCGCAAGGUUCAGCUCAUCCUCCGCCAGUUCGAUACGAUUGAGAAGGAGUUCCCGGGCACCACAUACGACAUCGCGUUCAAGAAGUCCGAGGAGGCCCGCCUCAACUCAUACUCCCGUCAAGUCGCUGCAUCCAGAGGACCCUUGGCCGCGGCGAAGAGCGUCCAGCCCAAGGAAGGCAAGCACUUCGAGGCGCCCAUUGACGUCCUCCGUGAGCUGGACCAGUAUGUCGGUGCUGACAAGAGCCAUGAUCAAGUUCAGAAGAUUGUCGAUAUCAUCCUCCAGAUGCUUGAGGAUAAGGAGACUGACCAGGUUCCUUCGAUCGAGUUUCUCCCCAAGCUCCCUGGCAAGACUGCUUCUCCCAAGAAGGCCCUGGCUAAGGCUCGCGCACCAAAGUCUCUGGCAAAAUCUCCCAAGACCCCUUCUCGCACCUCCAGCAAGGGUGCAGUCAAGAAGCCUCUGCAGAAGGCUUAG